This is a messenger RNA of Magallana angulata, 2941 nucleotides long. RefSeq lists its product as uncharacterized. NCBI's taxonomy places the organism in Eukaryota, Metazoa, Mollusca, Bivalvia, Ostreida, Ostreidae. Gene Ontology annotation, molecular function: zinc ion binding; ubiquitin protein ligase activity; translation repressor activity. Gene Ontology annotation, biological process: proteasome-mediated ubiquitin-dependent protein catabolic process; protein polyubiquitination; negative regulation of translation. The transcript has 3 exons. The record is from RefSeq and is a predicted model, not a curated record. The coding region runs from base 25 to 2697 and encodes 890 amino acids.
AUUGAGACCUAGUCCCUCCACACAAUGGAAACAGCAAGCACUCCAUGUAAAGUACAUCAGUGUUCUAAGUGUCCGGGGGACACAGAGUACUAUUGUGUAUCGUGUCCAUGUGAUCUGUGUCCCCAGUGUAAAGAGAACCAUGUAAAAGAUCUCCAAACAAUAGACCAUGAUGUUGUGUCACACCGUGAUAAAAUCAACUACAUCCCAACACAAGAGAUCUGUGUGAGACAUCCUAGCAAAGUUUAUACAAAGUACUGUGAACCUUGUCAAGUUCCUACCUGUUACCACUGCAGAAAGCAUAGAAAUCACCGACAACUAGAUGUUGGAACAUCUUAUGAAACAAAGCGACAACAACACAGAGGAACCAUUAACACCAUCAGUAGUGAGGCUCUCUUUUACAGACCUGUUCUCCUGCCAGGAAUCAAAACUGAUUUCAAAACCUGUCGCACAGAAUUUUCCCUCUAUCAAUCAGAGAUGUUAACAAAAGCCCAAACACUGAAUGAUCUCAUUGACUAUAUACAAAACGAUUUCAUGUGUAAUGUGUUUUGUGACUUUAAUUUCAAACACAGAUGUUUAAAACAGAAGAAAGAAAUGAUCAUACAUAUUGUCAGCCUACAGAGAUAUGUACACAUAAAUGAACAGAGGAGAGUAAUCAGACCGCUACAAUUUCUCUCCUCCAUAAAGAAAGCCAUCCCCCAGAUACAUCCUACACUCCACACCAGCCAGCUCUCCAUGACUAAGUCACUUAACAAGGAGGAUGUGAUGGAGUCACUGAGUGCAAUCCAAAUCACAGAGAGAGGAAACCGACGCGUAGGAAACCAGUGUCUGCUGAAACUGACGUCUGGCCCUGAGUUCCAUCAAUCUUUCACAGUGACAAGUGUUUAUUGUUGUUUACACAUUUUCUGUGUGACAUCAGACCGGGUCUGGGUCAGUGAUUAUGAAAACAAUUUCAUCUUGACAGACUCAACAGGUGUCCCUCUACAUCGUGUGGAGGAUUCAUGUAGUAAUUGUAGAGGAUCACACACAGUGAACAGUGAGAGUGAACUGAUUUAUAUAGAUGAGGAUUAUAACAUCAAGGAACUGUCAAAGGAUAUGAAAACAACCACCACAUUUAUAGAGAGAACAGACUCUACAUGGGACCCAUGGUGUGUGUACUGGUCCCCGUCCACUGGGGAUUUACUGAUUGGGAUGCGUUAUAAACAUAUACAUACAGAGACAGGCAAGGUAACCAGGUACAACCAGAGUGGAGAACUGACACACACCAUACAACUUGACAACACAGGACGGAUACUGUAUAGACAACCUAACUAUAUAACAGAGAACUACAAUGGGGAUGUCGUGGUGUCUGACUAUAGUGCUGUAGUGGUGACAGAGCGUGGAGGAAGACAUCGUUUCUCCUACACAGGACAUCCAACAGGAUCAGGACUAAAGCCACUAGGAAUCUGUACUGACGCGCUGUCACACAUCCUGGUGUGUGAUGAAUGGACCAACACAGUACAGAUGUUGGAUCAGGACGGUCAGUUCCUGUCACAUCUAUUGACAGAAUCACAAGAGUUGGAUGAACCAUGGAGCCUGAGUUAUGAUGUCAACACUCACCGUCUCUGGGUUGGAUCACAGGACAACAUCAAGGUGUGUGUCUAUAGGUAUAUCACCAGACAGGACGCUCUGACAGAUCAAAGUCGUGUGAUGGAGUCACUGAGUGGAAUCCCAACCCCAGGGACAGAAAAACCACAGCAAGGGAACCAGUGUCUGCUGAAACUGGUGUCUGGUCCUGAGUUCCACCAAUCUUUCACAGUGACAGGUGUUGAUUGUUGUUUACACAUUUCCUGUGUGACAUCAGACCGGGUCUGGGUCAGUGAUGAUGAAAACAAUCUCAUCUUGACAGACACAACAGGUGUCACUCUACAUCGUGUGGAGGAUUCAUGUAGUGAGGUUUUAUCUCAUGAUGAUAUAUUUGGUAAUGGAUUACACACAGUGAACAGUGAUAGUGAACUGAUUUAUAUAGAUGAGGAUUAUAAUAUCAAGGAACUGUCAAAGGAUAUGAAAACAACCACCACAUUUAUAGAGAGAACAGACUCUACAUGGGAACCAUGGUGUGUGUACUGGUCUCCGUCCACUGAGAAUCUACUGGUCGGGAUGUGUUGUACACAUAUAGAGACAGGCAAGGUAACCCGGUACAACCAGAGUGGACAACUGACACACACCAUACAACAUGACAACACAGGACGGGGACUGUAUAGACAACCUAACUAUAUAACAGAGAACAACAAUGGGGAUGUCGUGGUGUCUGACUUUAACUUUAUCUCUAAUUCUGGUGCUGUAGUGGUGACAGAGCGUGGAGGAAGACAUCGUUUCUCCUACACAGGACCUCCAUCAGGAUCAGAACUACAGCCACUAGGAAUCUGUACUGACGCGUUGUCACACAUCCUGGCGUGUGAUGAUACAACCAACACCGUACAGAUUUUGGACAAGGACGGUCAGUUCCUGUCACAUCUACUGACAAAAUCACAAGAGAUGGGAGAUCCAUACAGCCUGAGUUAUGAUGUCAACACUCACCGCCUCUGGGUUGGAUCACAGUACAAAAACAAGGUAUGUGUCUACAGGUAUAUCACUAGACAGGACGAUCUGACAGAUGAACACAGACCCCGUCCUGAUGGGGAUGCCAUGUUCAGCUCAUCAGCUGUAGAAUGGAGAUAGCUUGGAUAUUGACAGGUUGUAAAAGUUUCUGUACAAAUCUAGUCUGCUCUCAAAACCACACUUGUUGUUUGUCCCUUUGUUCAACAUCUGCAGCUGAAAUUGACCUGUGUAUAAUUCACAUGGACUGUAAUACUGACUCCUGUUUAUUUCACACUUUAUGAUCAUCCAAACAUGGCUGUCUGUUGCUGAGUGUAGAAUUAAAGGGACUUGGACACGAUUUAACUUAACAUUUUAAAAUUUUAUU